GAAUUACUUACUGGGAGCCAAGGAAUUGUCGGUUCUUCCAAUUAUAUCCUUGCCGCUUGCUUCAUGCUUCCCCUCUUCGCGCCUCAUUAACGUGGACGUCGAAGACCACUUCUCAGUUCUUUGCUUCUCUCUCUGUACCUGAAAAUCUGCUUAAGAUGGAUUCUUCAAGGCAGGAUUGCCCUUCCGACACUCUUGGGUUUAUGGAGCUUGCAAUUCAGCAGGCCAAACUCGCAUUGAACAGUCUUGAAGUGCCUGUGGGCUGUGUGAUUGUUGAAGAUGGGAUGGUCAUUGCCACAGGAAGAAAUCGCACCACUGAGACCCGAAAUGCUACCCGACAUGCGGAGAUGGAAGCUAUUGACAUUUUGAUUGAGGCAUGGAAGAGGGAUGGGCUUUCAACCUCAGAAGUUGCCGACAAGUUCUCGAAGUGCAAGCUUUAUGUUACCUGUGAACCGUGCAUUAUGUGCGCUUCAGCCCUAUCAAUACUUGGUAUAAAGGAAGUAUAUUAUGGUUGUGCAAAUGAUAAAUUUGGUGGAUGUGGAUCUAUAUUGUCACUUCACUUGGGUAGCUGCGAGGCACAUACAAGUGGCAAUCGGCAAGGAAGGGGGUUCAAAUGCACUGCAGGAACAAUGGCGUCAGAAGCAGUGGCUCUUUUUCGAAGUUUUUACGAACAGGGGAAUCCUAAUGCUCCAAAACCUCACAGGCCACUAGUUCACCAUCAAGCUGGUCAAUGAGAGACUGUUGAUGAGUUUACUUUUGGUUACGAUACCAUUCCUGUCAAAACCGGCACUAACAACGAUAAGAGCUUUUGGAACUGGAAAAGGGGUUCAGAUGAAAUUCAAUCCACACUUAAUUCUUGUCUCAAACAAUAUCAGUUUCGAGCUUGACGAUACCAACCUGAAGGUCAUUGCUUUAUGUUUUGAGAGUAGGAUAUUUCUGCACACUUGGCAUUGGAACUGCUACCUGAACGACUCCUAUAUGUUCAUAUUGAUUCAAAUGUUCUAUCACAUUGUAAUUAAAUUCUUUUCAUCUAUUUGACUCAAAUUUCAGCCUUAACCAAAAA
Messenger RNA from Momordica charantia (bitter melon), 1060 nucleotides. RefSeq names its product Cytidine/deoxycytidylate deaminase family protein. The record is from RefSeq and is a predicted model, not a curated record. Lineage: Eukaryota; Viridiplantae; Streptophyta; Magnoliopsida; Cucurbitales; Cucurbitaceae. Gene Ontology annotation, biological process: tRNA wobble adenosine to inosine editing. Gene Ontology annotation, molecular function: zinc ion binding; tRNA-specific adenosine-34 deaminase activity.